AUGGCACUUCUGUCACAGGAUCCCCCUCUGCCAGGCACCGCAUCUGCAUCCGCCGACACCGCUCUUGCGGAAUUGACACAGCUGCUUUUACGGUUGCAGAACAACCUUCUACAUCCAACUCCAGACCGAGAACGACGACUACGAACGAGCGAGUACGAAAGGGCGAAAACAGAGGCGAUGGCCAUGGACGAAGACGACAGCUCAGACGGGGAGGAUCUCCUGGGCCACAUAAUCCCUACGCCUAGCGAAAGCAUGGACUCAAGAUCCUCAGACACAAGAGACGAACACAAUGCGCUCGAGACGCCGCCCAACUCUUCGACUACAGAACCCACUCCUCAAGAACCCAUCCCACGUACACCAUCACCAACCCCAGCCGGCUCUUCACAGCCAACUACGCAAACUACACAAACUCUACGGUCACGCUCAUCUGCCCGACCGACCGCAGCAUCACACACCACCGCUAGAGCAGCCCUCUUUGCGAAUCGUCCCAAACCACCCGAACCACAAACAACCACCGCCACAGCCGAGGCCAUUCUCGAGAACCAGAAGGCCGAGCAGGACGACCUGUCACGUUCCAUUCUUCAGCUGGCCAGCGCACUAAAAGACAGCUCGAAACGAUUCGCGGUCACGCUAGAAGCAGAUAAGGAUGUGCUCGAGAAAACGGGCGAGGGCAUAAACAAGGCGGAACAGGGCAUGCGGUCGGCCGCUGGAAGGAUGGGCAAGUUGCGGCAGAUGACGGAGGGAAAGGGCUGGUGGGGACGGAUGAUUUUGUAUGCGUGGGUAUAUGGCCUGAUGUUGAGUUUGGUGCUGUUGGUGUUUCUAAUGCCCAAGUUGAGAUUUUAA
Molecule: messenger RNA, 843 nt
Organism: Metarhizium acridum CQMa 102
Lineage: Eukaryota; Fungi; Ascomycota; Sordariomycetes; Hypocreales; Clavicipitaceae
Source: RefSeq, a predicted model, not a curated record